Molecule: messenger RNA, 1533 nt
Organism: Vigna radiata var. radiata (mung bean)
Lineage: Eukaryota; Viridiplantae; Streptophyta; Magnoliopsida; Fabales; Fabaceae
Product: protein ABHD17B
Exons: 5
Coding region: 417-1292 (291 amino acids)
Source: RefSeq, a predicted model, not a curated record
UGUGAUAAUUGUAUUUGAGAUAGGUGAAAGGGUGAGAGAGAGAAGAAAGAAAAGAUGAAUGGUCCUGCCCAGCAGCACUUCCAGCUCACCCGCUUAGGUUGGAUCUAUUUUCUGCCAUUCUUCACUUUCCUCAUAUCACAACCCACUUCCAACUUCAACAACACCUUUCCAUAACACAACACAACAUCCUCUUCUUCCUCUCUUCCUCUCUUCCUUAAAAAAACAAUCAAUUUUUAAAGACUAAACUCAAACAAACACACCUUUUGUUUAAAAAAACUAUUUUUAUUUUUUAUUUUUUUUCUCAUUCCCACACACAAAAUAAGGGAAACAAGAAGUGCCCAGAAAGCCAAAUCACCAUUUCUGUGUUGGGUUGGUUCAUGCUGAAGUGGGUUUCAGUUUGCGCGCUCCAACGUUAAAUGGGCAAUGUGACAGGAACAGUGGCUGCCAAAUUCGCGUUUUUCCCGCCAGAGCCACCGACGUACGACGUUUGCAGAGAGGGAGAUGGGAGAGUGGUGCUGUCGGGUGUCACCGCCGACAAAAACGUGGACGCCCACAUUCUCGACACUAAGGGUGGCAACAAGAUCGUUGCCACCUUCUGGAAACACCCUUUUGCCCGUUUCACUUUCUUGUAUUCUCACGGUAAUGCCGCUGACUUGGGUCAGAUGCACGACCUCUUCAUCGAGCUCAGAGCUCACCUGCGUGUCAACAUCAUGAGUUAUGACUAUUCAGGAUAUGGAGCAUCUACGGGUAAGCCAUCUGAGUUCAACACGUAUUACGACAUAGAAGCUGUAUAUCAUUGUUUGAAGCGUGAAUAUGGAAUUAAGCAAGAAGAAUUGAUUUUGUACGGUCAAUCGGUUGGAAGUGGGCCCACACUGCACUUGGCUUCUAAGUUGCAGAAGUUGAGAGGUGUUGUUCUUCACAGUGCCAUACUUUCAGGGAUAAGGGUCCUGUACCCUGUCAAGAUGACAUUUUGGUUUGACAUAUUUAAAAAUAUAGACAAAAUUCGACAUGUCAACUGUCCAGUGUUUGUUAUACAUGGAACAAAUGAUGAUAUUGUUGAUUGGUCUCACGGCAAGCGAUUAUGGGAACUGUCAAAGGAAAAAUAUGAUCCCUUGUGGGUAAAGGGUGGUGGUCAUUGCAACCUUGAAACAUUCCCAGAAUACAUCAAAUACUUGCGCAAGUUCAUAAAUGCAAUGGAGAAACUCGCACUCACAAAACAGUCAAGCAAACAGCUCUCUCAAAAUCCUAGUAUUACUGAAUCCAGACAUAACAAAUGCUUAAGAUUUGUUUGAUAGUUUUGAGGUUUUGGAUGUAAGGAAUCAGAGUCAUGGUUUGUUCAAUAGUGCCUUAGUUGCCAUGCAUGCUACUUUGGUUCAUGAUUUGGCAACUGCUCAGUUAACUAGAAUUUAAGGAUGUCUAAGACCCUAACCCCUACUGAAAAAUGAUGUUUCUGAUCCAAAUCUGCCAAAGUUGUUGAGUUUGUGUACAGGCCAAGACCAUUCUCUGAAGAAAACAAUGUUAUUAUUUCCACUA